AUGGCCUCCCAAUCCACAGUUCCAACCUCACCAUCCUCGACCGGGGCGAUCGCCUCCCCUCCUAUCAACCCCCUCCAGCUCGCCAGAGUAACGAAGAAAGUAAUGGACCGCCUCGCGCCCUUUUGCGGUAUCCAGCCCCUCGCCGACCACGGCCACUGCUCCACCGUCGACCUCCACUGCAGCAGGUCCACCAGCAGAUUCGGCGGGUCCGAAUCCUCCGCCUCUCCCUUCGGUUCGCCAUUCUCAUCGCCGUCGAUUACGCCCAGCCCUAGCAUCUCGGGGCUGAAUAUUCAGAAUCGCACUCGGAGCGGCUCUGGCUCCGGAUCGCUAUCACUCAAGCAGAGUGGAAGUCAUACCCCGUCUUUAACUCAAGCUCCUCACACCACAUCCGGAUCGCCUCAUACCCCACCUCCGGGUAUUGGAACCAAGACGCCAUCGACACCCUCGAUACGCGCCGUCGUCUCCAAGCUCCGUUCACGCGUCGCGAAGCUUAUCGAUGCUCUGGAUGUGCACAUGAAAUCGUGCUGUGCGGCGUACGAGAUGUGUAACGAGGCGCUGGACGGGCUUAAAGCCUCAGAGCCAUCGGCUAGCAACGAUUUGGCCAACGAAGCGUCGGACAGGGUGAACUUGAACGAAGAGGGGCUGGACGGUGUGAACGAAGCGCCCAAGUCGACGUCGAACGAGCAGGAGAAGCAGGUCCUCCUCCUAAAAUACGCAUCCAUAAGCCUGAAGCUUGCCCAACAAACCGAGAAGGUGUUUAGGGAUGUCCGUCAGAGCGUGUAUAAGAUUGCCGCCCAAACGAAAGAAACAUCCACCACUUCGAAUCCAGUCUACGUCCUCGUCCCACCCGGACCCGGCCAACCCCCCACCCUCCGAAAACCACUCAAGGAGAUCAGUCUGGACCUCGUCGCCAACCUUGGUCUCUUCCAAGAGUUUACGAGGAUGGUGGAGGAGAGUGUGGGGUGGUGGGGAUGGGUAUUGGGGGACCUUCAGUCGGAAGUUACCGUGGAGGGAGAGAAGAAUAGACAGGACAACGAGGAGGAGGGUCGGGAAAGCGAGGAUGCCCAGGGAGAGAAGAACAACGAAAGGAGAAACGUGGAAUCGCUCCUUUACCCUUCCAGAUCGAACCUCCUCGUCACAGAGCACGCAAGAGAGUGGUGGACCAAACAGCGAGAAGAGUGGCAGACUUAUCGCGACAUCAUAAGCACGCUUCAAGACCAAUACCCCUCCCUCCUCCCACACUCGACAAGAGCCAUGAACGGGGAGAUCUUCGACACCCCCGCGAAUGAACGAUCGCACGACGACGAAGAUGAAGAGAUCGAAACGCCCGAAGGGUACAUCCGCGUCUCGCGGAGGAACCCUGUGCAUCCGGGUGCCCAAACCUCGUCUCCGUCGGGUGCUCGAACGCUCUUCCGAAGAUUAUCUUCUCCCAAACGGUUUAGGAGUAUGUCCCAGUCGCCCAGCAAGGGAGAAAGACCAGCGCGAAGGGGUUCAUCGAUGAGUUUGAAGAACCUUGUCGUCGGCGACGGGGAAAAGGAUUCUCGAGAUCCAGACCUCAAGUUGAAAGGGUUUCUGAUGUGUGGAUCGGGCAGUGGGAGAGGGAUUGGGAUUGGGAAGACGGCAACGAUUCAGAGAGACGAUGGAGCAAAGCGAUCAAAGAGCUGGGUCAGACGAGGGCAGCAAUCGACGACAGAAGGGAGCGACGGAGGUGAUGUUCAGGAUGGAAAACCACAGGUGAAACGAUCUAGGUCGUUGUGGAGGAGGAGAGGUGGCACCCAAAGCGAAGAUGUACACGUAUCAGCUUGA
This is a messenger RNA of Coprinopsis cinerea okayama7#130, 1806 nucleotides long. RefSeq lists its product as hypothetical. Bases 1 to 1806 code for a protein of 601 amino acids. Lineage: Eukaryota; Fungi; Basidiomycota; Agaricomycetes; Agaricales; Psathyrellaceae. The record is from RefSeq and is a predicted model, not a curated record. The transcript has 3 exons.